AUGCAUUAACUAAAUUGGAGCAAUAUCAAGUCACAAUUAAUUGUUACACCGAAGCUAUUUAUAUUAAUCCUAAAUCUGAUACUGCAUGGAGUGGCAAAGGUAAUCCAAUGUUCAAAUUAAAAAAUAGGAUAUGCAUUAGGCUGUUUGUAUAAAUUUCAUGAAGCAAUUGAAUGUUUCAAUGAAGCCAUUUCUAUUAACCCAAAUAUGUUCAUGCAUGGUAUAACAAGGGUAAUCUAUUAAUAAAUAUUAUUAUAGGUAACACAUUAAAAACAUUGAAUCAAUAUGAAGACGCUAUUGAAUGUUACAAUGAAGCAAUAUCUAUUAACCCUAAAGAUGAAGAUGCAUGGUAUAGCAAGGGUAAUUUAUUGUUAAAUAUUAAUAUUUAGGUCUCGCAUUAUUCAAAUUGAAUUAAUUUGAAGAAGCGAUUGAAUGUUACAAUGAAGCAAUAUCUAUUAAGCCUAAAUAUCUUUAUGCAUGGUAUGACAAGGGUAAUUUAUUGUUAAAUAUUAAUAUUGAGGUCUCGCAUUAUUCAAAUUGAAUUAAUUUGAAGAAGCGAUUGAAUGUUACAAUGAAGCAAUAUCUAUUAAGCCUAAAUAUCUUUAUGCAUGGUAUGACAAGGGUAAUUUAUUGUUAAAUAUUAAUAUUUAGGUCUCGCAUUAUUCAAAUUGAAUUAAUUUGAAGAAGCGAUUAAAUGUUACAAUGAAGCUAUAUCUAUUAACCCUAAAUAUGAUAAUGCAUGGCAUAACAAGGGUAAUUUAUUGUUAAAUAUUAAUAUUUAGGUAGUACAUUAUUCAAUUUGAAUUAAUUUUAAGAAGCGAUUCAAUGUUACAAUGAAGCUAUAUCUAUUAACCCUAAAUAUGAUAAUGCAUGGCAUAACAAGGGUAAUUUAUUGUUAAAUAUUAAUAUUUAGGUAGUACAUUAUUCAAUUUGAACUAAUUUGAAGAAGCGAUCCAAUGUUACAAUGAAGCAAUAUCUAUUAACCCUAAAUUUCAUUGGGCUUUUGAAAAUAUAGGUAAUGAUAUUUAUUAUUCAGGUUUAAUUCUACAAAACUAAUAGAAAAAUAUGGAUGCACUCACAAUUUUUGAACAAUCACUUAAAAUAAAUCCUUAUGCUCUAAGAUUAAAAUAUAAAGGUAAAUUCUACUUUAAUUUCUUUUAGCUAAUUCAUUAUUUGAAUUACGUAGAAGUUCAUAAGCUAAAUUCUUUUAUUUUGCUGCAUUGGAAAUGGGUUUGGAUCAGAAUGCUUAUAUAAAAAGUAAACUAUCAAAGUAAUGAAACAUUAUCAUAUUAGUAGAAUUACUUCAAUUAAUCUAUAAUUUUAAGGGUAUAUCUUAAUGAUCCCUUUCAAAGAUUGUUCUGUGCGCCAAAUUGUAUAAUACCUAAUUAACAAUUAGUGUUUAAAUGUGGUAUUUUAGAGAAAAAUAUUUGGUCUCUUAUACAGAAAAUACUAAAAAUGAUUACAGAAAUAAAAAGGAAUCUAAGCUAGUAAAAGAGUUUUCCUUAUUUAAAUCCAUAGAGACAGAGAAAAUUGCUUUCCAGAGUGGCAAGAUUUUGAAACAUAAGAUAAGUAGAUAGUGAGCAAUAGUCAAGUUAAAAUUCCACAAGAAUAUU
Messenger RNA from Paramecium octaurelia, 1610 nucleotides. Lineage: Eukaryota; Ciliophora; Oligohymenophorea; Peniculida; Parameciidae. The record is from the annotation of a GenBank genome assembly.